GCGCAUGAAUAUUCAGAUCAACGCGGUACACCAUGCGGUUUUGCUCAGCCUGGAUGCCGAUAGAAUAUACCGGGUGUGUAUUUAUCUGAUAUAAUUUCGCCCUGGAAAACGGGACACCAAACGGACUGCAAAUUUUCCCAUUCUCAAACUGUCACUGGCAUCCGUGUAGCUACACCCCGGAGGUACAGAAAACGUCGAUGAACGGGUUUUGGGAACGCCCUCGAGCAUAAAACAAUCGCUUAUAAGAAGGGACCCAAGAACUUGACUUUAGUGAUCAGACACGAAAGGAGAGAUCAGGGCGAAGCCGACUGGUGACACAAUAAGACGAGCACUGCAACAUCGAGAGUCACAGAUCCGUACGCAGUAAGCAGGGAGCGUUGCCGUCACGAAUUACCCGCUACCUAUCUACGGAGUCUUUUUCUCUGUGGUGACAGGUGUCUUCCAUUUUAAUCCGAUUACAAAGGAGUUAGCUAGGUGCAUAAUCAUACCUAGCAAGAGAUCUUCCUGCGUGCAAGUUACAACUACUCUGCUGUCUCCGUGGAGCGCGCUGCUGCAGCUUUUAGCAGAAGUACGAGAUUGGAGCCCAUCGCAUUCGCCUCAAAAUGAUGCAGAUUUCCGAUUCUUACAACCAGAAGCAUUCCCUGUUCAAUGCCAUGAACCGCUUUAUUGGUGCCGUUAAUAACAUGGACCAGACCGUGAUGGUGCCUAGCCUCUUAAGAGAUGUUCCUCUCGAUGAGGGGAAGGAGGUUAACUCCAUCAGGGCGGCCAGCAACGGGCCAGCCUCCUACUUCUACGACGGUGACAUGUACAGUUACUACGUGCUGUUGAAGUCCAUCCGGAAUGACAUCGAAUGGGGGGUGCUGCAGGCCGACGAGAGGAGGAAAGACAAGCUCGGCAUCACUGCCAUGGAGAUCUCCAGAAUCGAGCCUGAAGACGACGGCGAAGACUUGGAGAAACUGUUUCACUUCCACCUUAACGGAUUGCACACGGUUCUGUCCAAGCUUACGCGGAAGGCGAACACCCUCACCAACAGAUACAAGCAGGAGAUUGGGAUCGGGGGCUGGGGGCACUGAAUGACGGGGUGCAUGCCCGGCCCUUCACCGCUGAUCAUGUUUCGCUCUGUAGCGGGAGGGAAUCGAACUGUACGUGACUGAUGAAGUUCCAUUAAACUGAACGGAAGAGGUCAUACAGCGUGCGUCAGCCCUUUCCUACGAGUGCUGAAACUGAUUCAUAACACGAGGGGAAAUGUACUUUACACGGUUGGUCGGUACUGCUGUUCUUUUGAUACUGGAGUCAUGUUUUCGUUGUUUGCACUACUUGUUCUUUUGUUUGUGUGUUUGCACAGGGGUGUUGGCUUGACAUUCAACUCUUGUAUGAUAGUGUGAAACGUGCGUUUGUGUACACACGCGUUCAAAACAUGUACUUUGUAUGGGAGUUGAGGCUUUUGUAUUGCACUGUAUUAAUCAAUCAAGUUUCCAGUAAUCUCCCAUAUGGAGGAAAGUGCGCUGAAGGUCUAGCUUGCUAGUCUAAUGAUGUGGGACAGUGGACACUGUAAAGGGUACUGCUGCAGCUCGCCCAUGUGCCCGGUGCAGCGAGGAGGAUGCUAUGAUAUUAACGCAGAUGACUCCAAUGCCUUAACGAAUUUAUGAUCUGGAAUCAGAUGAUAAUUCUAUGUGUUAUAGAAUAAUGAUGGAUUCCAUGAGAUUAAAUGAACAUUACAAAUGUGCUGUCAAUGAAAAUAGCAACUUUAACAAGUAAAACCUUAUUGUGUUUUGUAUUUAAAACAAUUAUAAUAAAAAUAAACAUUUUUAUAAAGCAUAUCAUAUGAAUCUUUUUGACUGGUCUGUUUAUUUUGGCUGUAUCUUAUGUAGAUUGGAAAAACAUAAAGCGAGCCAUCCUACCAGAUGUUAAAUGUGUGAAGUUCAUGUCUUUGGUAUGCAUGUGACUUUGAUAUCUAUGAAUAAAGAUACACUCU
Megalops cyprinoides (Indo-Pacific tarpon) is the source of this 1975-nucleotide messenger RNA. RefSeq names its product mid1-interacting protein 1-B-like. Gene Ontology annotation, cellular component: cytosol. Gene Ontology annotation, biological process: regulation of lipid biosynthetic process. Lineage: Eukaryota; Metazoa; Chordata; Actinopteri; Elopiformes; Megalopidae. The transcript has 2 exons. Bases 603 to 1073 code for a protein of 156 amino acids. The record is from RefSeq and is a predicted model, not a curated record.